Molecule: messenger RNA, 1695 nt
Organism: Wallemia ichthyophaga EXF-994
Lineage: Eukaryota; Fungi; Basidiomycota; Wallemiomycetes; Wallemiales; Wallemiaceae
Product: 3-phytase A
Exons: 2
Coding region: 1-1695 (564 amino acids)
Molecular function (GO): acid phosphatase activity
Source: RefSeq, a predicted model, not a curated record
AUGAAGACAGCGAUACAAUUGGCAGUAGUUGCGGCACUCGCCGGAGCGACACCGCUCAAGCAAUUCGAGACACACAACGCACUCAACCAGCGCGCAACCGCAAUCAGCGCAGCCGGAAGUCACACAUCGGAUAGUACACCAUGGCCCACUGAGGAUGGGUACGAGAACCCCGCGUACGCACUUGAUCAAGGACACCGCGGCGCAACACCAACGGGGGUCGAGCCAGCAGCGAUACAGACGGCGCCAGUAGGCAGCUAUCCUUACGUCAAGCAACCAGCUUCAGGGGUGUACAAACCGCGUGCGCGUGACGCUGCCUCAGCAGCAGAGUUCGAUGUAACGGGACACUGGGGAGUGCUCACACCGUAUCGAUCCGCACCGGCAAUUCUCGACUCCUCCCCGCUCCCUCCACCCGGGUGCAGUGUCGAUGGGAUAAACGUCGUGCACCGCCACGGAUCGCGCUACCCUACGCCUUCAGCGAAUCCGGCGAAAUUCGCAGAGAAGCUGUCCAAGGCGGUUGCCGACUCGAACAACACUGUUGAGUUCACAGGCGAAAUUGAGUUCAUGGCGGAAUGGACGUACAAGCUCGGCAGUGCGAUACUGACCCCGAUCGGCCGCACAGAGGAGAGUGACAGCGGUUCGAGCUUCCGCACCAACUACGGCUAUCUGCUGAACGGGUUCACGGAGCACAAGCCAGUUUUCCGCACGACAACGCAAUCACGCAUGCUACACAGUGCCGAAGAGUUCCUCAGCGGGUUCUUCGGCGUGGAUGAGUGGGAAACGAAUGCGCAUCUGGUGCAGAUCAUCGAGGACAGCGGUGGAUUCAACAACACUCUCACACCCUACCAGACAUGCGAGAACGGGGGUGUGAGCUCGCAGGGUAGUGCGCGGGCCCAGCAGUGGUACUACCGCUACCUCCAGCCCGCCCAAGCACGUUUAAAUGCCCAAACUACAAAUUUUCACUUGACGCUCGAUGAUGUGUAUGCACUGCAGGAUACUUGCGCGUACGAGACUGUGGCAUUGGGCUACUCGCAGUUCUGCCACCUCUUCACGCGCGCUGAAUGGGAAGGGUACGAGUAUGCGGCGGAUCUCACCCAUUACGGCAACGACUCCUUCGGUAGCCCGCUCGCACGCGCGCGGGGGCUCGGCUGGGUGCAGGAGCUCCUCUACCGCCUGACGGGCGAUAGAGAGGCACUGGCAAAGCCGUCGACCAUCAACUCUACCCUCGACGCUAACCCAGAAACGCUGCCACUGCAGCCUAUCAAUAUCGAUUUCAGCCACGAUGUCGUCCUCGCUAACAUCCUCACGGCACUUAACCUCACCCACCUCGAUACUCCUCUGGGCACGCACCAUGUGGCGGAGUACUCCAAGGAUAACUUGCGCUGGGUCACCUCCCACCUCAUUCCGUUCGCAUCCAACAUCGUCGUCCAAUCACUCAGCUGCUACGACACGCCGUUUAAUAGAAUCGUCGUCAAUGACGCUGUUCACCCCCUCAAUGGCAUCGAGGGCUGCGAGGAGAACGAGCACGGCUUGUGCGCGAGAGAGCAGUUCGUUGGGGGCUUGUGGAAGAUAGUCGACGAGAUCGACUACGCCGAAGCGUGCAACGGCGAUGUGGCUGAUGAGCUGGUCAGUCAUGGCGUGCCCGAACACGAUUAUGGCAAGGACAAGAACAAGGAGCAAAGUGCAGUGCAUGAGUAA